UUGCGACGCAACCCGCAUGCCGCAUCUGCUACGAAAUCUAGCUGUCAUACGGACAAAAACAUUACUGAAAAGUGUUUUACAGUGCUAUACUUUCAGGUGAUUGUUACUAAUUGAAAGUUGUGUGAUUGAUCGUAUUACAGACGAGGAUUUAUAGAUUCUAGUAAAUAGUGUGUGUCACGUGUAUUUACGAAUGAAUGUGACGGCGUAGGCGCAGCGACGGGUCGCACUCUCCGUGAGAUAUUCGUGUGCGCUCAGGUCGUAGCCGCCAUGCUGCAUACCUGAGGCGAGCGAGUGCGCAAGUCUGCGCGAACGGGACACAGCGAGUGCUCCCGGCGCACAGUAACUUUCGCUGACGAGAAACCAACCCUGCGAUGUUUUUAUCGACGUCAUGACGAGGAUGGGGCGAUGGCACGUGGCGCUGGUUGCGCUGGUAUUGCUUACCAGCGUGACCCUAUGCGCCGCAGCCGAACAGAUGCAAUCUCGAGCUGUAGAUACCGGCGUUGACCUACGUGUACCUGAGGACCAGCCGGUCGGUACCAUAGUUGGCCGUAUUCCAACAAAGCCAGGAUUCACUUAUCGCUUCAAUGAACCUCCAAAAGAGUUCGUUCUUGAUCCAGUGUCUGGUGAAAUUAAGACCAACGUAAUUUUAGAUAGAGAAAAUGUUGACAAAUAUGCUUUUGUUGUCUUAUCAAGCCAGCCUACGUACCCGAUAGAAGUAAGAUUGCGAGUGACCGAUGUAAAUGAUAACUAUCCUGAAUUCCCGGAGCCAAGUAUAGCCGUCGCUUUCUCUGAGAGUGCAGCCGCUGGAACUAAAUUAUUACUUGAUGCUGCUACUGACAAAGAUUUGGGAGAAAAUGGCAUUGCUAAUGACUACAAGAUUGUGGAUGGUGACAAUGAAGGUAAAUUUCGUUUAAAUGUUACUGUGAAUCCAAGUGGCCAAACAUCGUAUUUGCAUCUAGAAACAACGGGAAAGUUGGAUAGGGAAACGAAUGAUUUUUAUAUCCUAAAUAUAUCUGCUCGCGAUGGCGGUAAUCCACCUAAAUAUGGAUAUUUACAAGUAAAUGUGAGCAUUCUAGAUGUUAAUGAUAAUCCUCCUAUAUUUGAUCAAAGUGAUUUUUCAGUAUCUUUGAAUGAAAGUGUCCCUCCAGGAACUACUGUUUUGAAAGUUACUGCAACAGACAGUGAUUUAGGUGAUAAUAGUAAAAUAACAUAUGAAGUGACCGAUAUGGAGAAACAAUUUGCAGUAGAUCCAGAAUCUGGAGUUAUAACAACAACAAAAACAUUAAAUUGUCCUAAAUAUUGCACAAAUACUACUUGUAAUAUGACUUGCGUAUUAACAGUAAUCGCAAAAGAUCAUGGUGUACCACGCCAAGAUGCUAGAACUUAUGUAACUGUCAAUCUUAUUGAUGCUAAUGAUCAUGAUCCCGUUAUUACUUUUACGUAUGUUCCUCCUACUGCUAACUUUGCUACAGUAGAUGAAAAUGCAAAAAAUGGUUCUCUGGUAGCUGCUAUUACAGUAACAGAUUUAGAUGCUGGACUAAAUGGUAUUACUAGCAUUAGUAUUGUAUCUGGAAACGAACUAAAUCAUUUUCGCUUAGAGAAUUCUUCAAGUGUCUACAUUGUGCACGUAAAUGGAGUUUUGGACAGAGAAGAAAUAAGUAAAUACAAUUUAACAGUUGUUGCAACAGAUAGAGGAACUCCGUCACGAACAACUACUUCUUAUUUGGUGAUUCAUGUCAACGACGUGAAUGAUCACGAACCAGUAUUUGAAAAAUCUGAGUAUUCGGCUGUUUUAAGUGAACUUGCUCCAGCUGGAACCUAUAUUGCUAGUAUUACCGCUACAGAUGAAGAUACUGGUGUAAAUGCUGAAAUAUUUUAUGAUUUUUAUGAUGGAAAUCAGCAACAGUGGUUUUAUAUAGAUCAUUUUACUGGUUUAGUUACAACAAAAUCAAUAUUAGAUAGAGAAAUUCAAGGAACAGUUGAACUGAAUGUUUCAGCAAGGGAUGGUGGACCUAAUCCAAAAUGGGCAUAUACAAGAUUGAAAAUUACGAUAUUAGAUGAAAAUGACGAAGCGCCUUCUUUCCCUCAAUCCCAAAUUAAUGCUACUUUGCUCGAAAAUAUGAAGCCAGUAAAAGAAAUACUUAUUUUAACUGCUUCUGACUAUGAUCAAGGUACAAACGGUUCAGUAUCUUACUACUUAUCAUCAAGUGUCGAAAGAAAAUAUCCUAAUACGUUUAUUUUGGAUCCAAUAACAGGACAAUUGAGUACAAUUAUGGAAUUAGACAGAGAAAGAAUACCGAUGUAUGAAAUACAAGUUCUUGCAAAAGAUCAAGGAUUUCCACCCCAAUCUUCCACAGCUACAAUAUUCCUCAAAGUUUUAGAUGUUAAUGAUAAUGAUCCAAUAUUUUAUCCUCAAAGAUACAUAGAAAGUAUAAGUGAUGAGCUGCCUCCUGGUAGCACUAUUUUACAAGUAAAAGCAUUUGAUUUAGACGAAGGUGCAAAUGCAAAAAUUAUUUAUAAGCUUGAAAGUGGUGGUGAUGGUUAUUUUGAAAUUGAACCAUGGACUGGCAACAUAAUUUUACAAAAAAAGUUUAAUAAAGCAUCUCAAGCUGUGUAUACAUUAAAAGUAUCAUGUAAAGACAAAGGUAAUAGAAGAGCGUUUAAAGAUGCUGUUGUAGAAAUAGUAAAAAUGUCGCAUCGCAAAAAUCUUGAGUUUGAUGGAUACAAUGGAUAUCGCUUUAAAAUUCAGGAAGAUGAAGGAACUUUAAAACCCAACAUUGGUCGAUAUGUUGGUAAAAUUAGUGCAAAAAUAUCAAGCGAUACAAUAUCAUAUUAUAUUUUGGAAGGUGAUAUUAAACAUGUAUUUAAAAUUGAUGAGAAGAAUGGUAUCAUUACGACUGAUGCUAAUAUUGACAGAGAGGAAAAAAUUACUUAUCAUUUAAAAAUUAUGGCAAAAAGUGGCAUAUCAUAUGGAUUUACAGAAGUAAACAUAUCUAUUUUGGAUGUAAAUGAUAAUUAUCCUAUAUUUAUUGAGGCUAAAGAUGAAAUACAUAUUCCUGAAAAUAUGGCAGUUGGACAAGAAGUAUAUUUUGCUAGAGCUACUGAUCGUGAUUCUGGUUCAAAUAGAACUGUAUUUUAUACAUUGAGUUGUAAUCCUGACAAUGGAUUCAGAAUUUCAGAAACAACUGGAGUGAUUUAUUUAAAUAAACCUAUUUCAGGAGAACCUGGAAACGUCAUGACCAUUGGAAUUACAGCCACAGAUAAUGGGAAUCCAUCUCUUUCUACUAAUCAUUCUGUUGUUGCUAUUAUAGACGAUGUGAAUGAUCACACUCCUGUUUUUGAUCAUACUUCUUAUGAAACAUCUUUAUUGGAGUCGACUCUCGUUAAUACAAGAUUUUUUGCUAUUUCUGCAUCUGACGCCGAUUUAGGCUUAAAUGGAAAAAUAUCUUAUUCCAUUACAGAAGGAAAUACUGAUGGAAAGUUUGGUGUAUUUCCAGAUGGAUUUUUAUAUGUCAAAAGCCCAUUAGAUAGAGAAGAAAGAGAUUAUUAUUCACUAACAAUAGUUGCAACUGAUUAUGGAAUGCCGCCGAGAUCUUCCCAGGUACCUGUUGUCAUACAUGUUUUAGACGAAAAUGAUAAUAGUCCACAGUUUACAAAUACUACAUUCAUAUUUAAAAUAAAAGAAAAUGAACCACCAGACACCUUUGUUGGAAAAUUAACGGCUACUGAUAAAGAUAUAGGGCGUAAUGCGGAAUUAACAUUCAGUCUACCGAUUGCUCAAAGUGAUUUUAGAAUUGACUCUAGAAAUGGUUUUAUAAAAACUCUGAAAUCUUUUGAUAGAGAAAGUUUAGCUCACACCACUGGUCAAAACUAUAUCACCUUAACCGUUACUGUGAGUGACAAUGGUAAAGUGAAAUUAUCUGAUUCAGUAAGAGUCACAAUUUAUAUAAGUGAUGUGAAUGAUAAUGCACCAAUAUUUAUGCGGACUCCAUACAAAGUAGAAGUUUCAGAAGGAGCCGCUGUAGGAGCUUCUAUAAUGAGGGUAUAUUCUACUGAUGCGGAUGAGGGCCUUAAUGGUGAUAUAUAUUACAAACUUAUUGGGGGUGAUGAUAUGAAAAAGUUCUCUUUGGAUGAAGCUACUGGACAAUUGCUUAUAAAUAAACCUUUAGAUCGAGAAACAGUAAAUAAGUAUCAACUAACAAUACUUGCCCAUGACUCUGGACAAUCUAUUCGUCUUUCUAGUACAACCACAAUCUUAGUGGAAGUUCUUGACGAAAAUGAUAAUGCUCCUAUUUUUACUCAAACUCAAAUGAAAGUAUCGGUGUUAGAAACAGAACCAGUUAAUAAAAAAAUAAUACAAUUUCAUGCAACAGAUUCUGACUUGGGAAUAAAUAAAGAGCUACAGUUUUCUAUUACAUCCGGUAACAGAAGAGAAGCAUUUUUUAUUGAUAGUUAUUCUGGGGAACUAUUUUUACAUAAACAGUUAGAUUAUGAAGAUCUUACAUCAUACACAUUAAAUAUUACAGCAACAGAUAAUGGCAAUCCCAGUUUAUCAUCCAGUAUACCUUUUAUUGUAAAUGUAAUCGAUGCAAAUGAUAAUGCACCUGUUUUCACCAAUACCGCUAUAGUACGUCAAAUUCGAGAAGGAAUACCAAAGCAUACUCCUAUAGUAACAGUAACUGCAGAAGAUCCUGAUUCAGGUUUAAAUGGUAAAGUUUAUUAUUCCAUUACGCAUCAAGAUCCAAAUAAUAAUAGGCGUCAUUUUGCUAUAAACAACAUUACAGGAGUCAUACACACUUUAUUGCCUAUUGAUAGAGAGAAUAUAGACACAUUUAGAAUAACUGUGGUAGCUUAUGAUGGAGCAGAACCAAUUUCUGCUAGAUUAUCAGCUGAAAAAUUAGUUACUGUUAUUGUUGAAGACAUAAAUGAUAAUGCUCCAGUAUUUGUUUCUAUGAAUGCUGCUGUGAUUAAUUUUGAAAAAAUAGGAAGGAAUGCUGGCCGAGGAAUUUUUAUAAUGAAUGUGUUAGCACGAGAUCUAGACUCGGGAACAAAUGGGCUGGUCACUUAUAAGCUGAUUCAUGGUGGAAACGAUUUAUUUGAUUUGCAUAGAAGUAACGGUGCACUAACUUUACGGUAUCCACCAUCGAUGCCCGAGGCUAGGUGGAACCUUGUCAUAAAAGCUACAGAUGAAGCUGUCUUAAGUGAACAAAGAAGUACAGAAACUUAUCUCAGUGUUAUUAUGGGUGGAACUGAGUUAGACGGUGUUAUUUGGACGAAUGUAGGCUCCGUUUCUGUGGCCGAGAAUGAACCGGCAGGCACACCCGUAUUAAAUCUUACGAAUAACUAUAAAUCUGGUUUAGAAUAUUAUAUUGUAAAUGUGACUGGUGAUGGCAGACAAAUGGACAGACUAUUUGACAUAGAUUCUUCUUUGGGUAUAUUGUCAACUGCCGUAUCAUUGGAUCGCGAAGCUGGUGUUGAGAGAUAUGAAAUCGAAAUUUGCGCUGUAUCUUCAGGAAAUCCUCUCAAAACUACUACAACCAAGGUGGAAGUUAUAAUUCUGGACAAAAAUGACAGUCCGCCAGAAUUCAAGAAUAUACCAACAGCUUACCUUGCUUCCGAAGACCUUGCUCCAGGUCAACGCAUUGCCACUAUCAUCGCUGAAGAUCCGGACACUAUCGGUAGUAUUGUGUAUAGUAUUCAGACGGAAGAACUGGUGCCAUUCCAUUUGGAUUCAAAUACUGGAUUGCUUACACUUAAAGACCCUUUGGAUAGAGAAACUAUAUCGGAGUACCAUAUUGUGGUAAGAGCUGACGACGGAGUGCAGUUUACGGAUGUUUCAAUAAUAGUGCAGAUCACGGAUACAAACGACAACCCUCCAACCUUUAAAGAGAACGCGUACUCCUUCAACAUACCCGAGAAUGCCGCUAGAGGUUCAAUAGUAGGCACAGUGGCAGCUAUGGACUUGGAUUCUGGUUCCAAUGCACAGCUGACGUACACCGUUAUAUCGGAUUGGGCCAACGAUGUAUUUUCUUUGAAUCCACAAACUGGAGUGUUUACGUUGACUACACGAUUGGACUAUGAAGAGACGCAGCACUAUAUUUUGGUUGCUCAAGCUCAAGAUAACGGUCAUCCAUCCCUGUCAGGAACUGUCACAGUUUACGUGAAUGUAAUUGAUCUCAAUGAUAAUGCUCCAAUUUUUGAUCCAAUGAGUUUCUCAAAUGAAAUACUGGAAGAUGUACCAAUUGGGACUUCCGUUGUCACAAUAAGUGCCACUGACAUGGAUUCAGGUUUAAAUGGUAAAUUAAGCUAUACAAUUACAUCUGGAGAUGAUGGCCACGAUUUUAUGAUAACUAAUAACGGUACUAUUUAUACCGAAAACUUGUUGGAUAGAGAGACAAUCUCUGUAUAUAAUUUAAUUGUCACGGCUAAAGAUUCAGCAAAACCUCCUGAGCCACAGCUUUCUUCUACCGUUCAGGUAACCGUUCAACUAAAGGAUGUGAAUGACAUGUCUCCGGAAUUCGUAACCCCAAAUACAACAACAGUAUCGGAAAAUAUACCACUGAAUACAGUAGUGAUGACCAUAAAAGCUGUUGAUAAAGACGAAGGAAGAAAUGGAUAUGUCGAGUAUUUUAUAAAUCCGGAUUCUGAUGUAAACAGCUAUUUUUCAUUGGGAAAUGUUGAUGGAAUAUUACGAGCAACUGGUAGACUUGAUAGAGAAUUAAAGUCUAGCUACAUUGUAACAGUGACUGCUAAAGACAGAGGAGAUCCGCCUAAUGUUACUAAAACAAAAUUACAAAUUAACAUUCUUGAUGAAAAUGAUAAUAGUCCAGUUUUUGAUCCAAAACAAUACAGUGCUUCUGUUCCAGAAAAUGCUAGCAUCGGCGCCAACGUAUUACAAGUUUCAGCAACUGAUGUUGACGAAGGUGCUAAUGGUAGAGUAAGAUACUCAAUAGCAUCUGGUGAUGAAAAUAGAGAUUUCAGUAUCAGUGAAGAUACGGGUAUAGUCAGAGUAGCUAAAAACCUGAAUUUUGAAAGAAAAUCUCGUUAUAUUCUCACGAUUAGAGCUGAAGAUUGCGCCAAAGAUGAUAUUAGAUUUGAUACGGCUGAAAUAUCUAUUUCUAUACAAGAUAUUAAUGAUAAUCCGCCCACUUUCUUAGAUUCACCAUACUUAGCAUAUGUAAUGGAAAAUGUAAUCCCACCUAAUGGUGGAUACAUAAUAACAAUUCAAGCAUACGAUGCUGAUUCACCACCAUUUAACAAUCAAGUACGUUAUUUUAUUAAAGAAGGCGAUGCUGAUCUUUUUAAAAUAAAUGCUUCUUCUGGGCAAAUUUCGUUAUUGAGAACAUUAGACAGAGAAUCACAAGAUGAAUAUACAUUAGCUCUAGUUGCAAUGGAUACCGGCUCACCGCCUCUUACUGGAUCUGGCACUGUAAAAAUAGUUGUACAAGAUGUCAACGAUAACAGUCCCGAUUUUGAACGACAAAGUUACAAAACCACAGUGAAAGAAAAUUUACCUCCAGGAACAAUUAUUCUUUAUCCUAAAGCUACUGAUAAGGAUCUUGGCAAUAACGCAAAGAUUAGAUAUAGUUUAUUUGGCGAUAAAUCAGAGAGAUUUAUAAUAGAUCCAUCAAAGGGCACUAUUUCUACAAAUGCUACAUUAGACAGAGAAGAAUGGGAUAUCUAUUAUCUUAUAAUUAUGGCACAAGAUUCAUCUACGACUGAUCCACGAACUGCCACUGCUAAUCUUACAAUUAUUGUUGAAGAUGAAAACGACAAUACUCCUACAUUUGCGCAUCCUGUAUAUGAAGCACAUAUUUCAGAACGGACUAUGAAAGAUGAUUUUGUGUUUGGAGUUAAGGCUAAAGAUAAUGAUAUUGGUUUGAAUAAAAAAAUUGUUUAUAGUCUAAAAGGAGAACAUCAUAACUUGUUUAAUAUAAAUAGUGAAACGGGUGUGAUAAAAGCUAAAGAAAAUAUUGUUAAAUUUGUGAGUAACAGUAGGACUACAUUCAAUCUACUAAUAAUUGCUACCGAUAGUGGCAAUAAUCCCAGACAGAGUAGUGCAGAACUAAUACUUAUACCUAAAUCAGUAAAAAACUUUCCUAAAUUCACUGUUACAAACAAAUUAACAUUUACUUUUUCUGAAGAUACACCCGAAGGUGUUUUAGUGACUAGAUUGUCUGCAACAUCUCCUAAAAAAGGUCCAAUAGGAUUGUUACAAUAUGCGAUUGCUGGUGGUAACAUAGGCGAUGCUUUGAGAAUAGAGCCUAUUAGUGGUGAAGUAUUUAUUACUGGAAAAGGUCUUGAUUACGAAACGAUGCCUCUAUAUGAAGUGUGGUUUGAAGUGCGUGACUCUGAUAACCCACCACUGAAAUCUUUUAUUGAAAUAGAGAUAAAAGUAACUGAUGCCAAUGAUAAUCCUCCAAUAAUUGAAAACAUUUUAUAUAACGCUACAAUACCAGAAGAGGAAUCUCCUCCUCAGUUUCUCAUUAAAAUUGACGCUCAUGAUGAUGAUUCAAACGAAAACGGUAGAAUAACUUUUAGACUUGUUAAUGAUUUUGAAGAAACAUUUAAAAUUGAUUCUGAAACUGGAGAAAUAUAUACUAAUAUUGCCUUAGAUAGAGAAUCAAUACCAUACUAUGAAAUUCUGGUUGAGGCAGUAGAUCAUGGUGUACCGCAAUUAGUAGGCACUUCAACAGUUGUUGUUACAGUUUUAGAUAAAAACGAUAACCCACCGAGAUUUACUAGACUUUUUAGCGUUAAUGUGACAGAGAAUGCUGAAAUAGGAUCCUUUGUUAUUAAAGUUACAAGUUCUGAUUUAGAUUCUGGCUCAAAUGCAAAUGCUACAUACAGUUUUGUAGAAAAUCCAGGUGACAAAUUUAUUAUAGAUUCUAUAAGCGGAAAUGUUACUGUAGCCCGUCCUUUGGAUAGAGAAUUACAGGAUGAGUAUAUUUUAAAGGUCGCAGCUAUUGAUGGAGCUUGGCGUUCUGAAACACCUUUGACAAUAACAAUUCAAGACCAAAACGACAAUGCUCCAGAAUUUGAAUAUUCUUACUAUAGUUUUAAUUUUCCCGAACUUCAAAAGAAAAACAGUUUUGUAGGACAAGUAAUUGCUACAGAUAGAGAUAAACAAGGUCCUAAUUCCAUAAUUUCUUAUUCUUUGCAACAACCAUCCGAUUUGUUUACUAUUGAUCCCGCUACUGGCGAGAUUAUGAGUAAAUUUGUGAUGAACUAUAAAAGAACAUCUAUUAAUCAAUCACCUGAAAAUACAUAUUCAGUUAUCAUAGUAGCCACAGAUAAUGGAAAACCUCCGAUGUCUUCUGAAUGCUUAGUUACAAUUAAUGUAGUUGAUGCUAAUAAUAACGCACCUAAAUUCAAUGAACAUGAAACAUUUAUUCCAAUACCAAAAGAUGCCACAUUAGGUGAAAAAAUUAUCAAAUUAACUGCGAAAGAUGAUAAAGAUUUUGGUAUCAAUGCAGAAAUAGAAUAUCAUGUUGUUGAUGGAAAUGGCACAACAUAUCUUACAAUAGAUAAAUCAGAGGGUUGGAUAAUUGUAAACAAACAAUUUUAUUAUUUAGGACAAUACUAUGAGCUGAAAAUAAAAGCUGUUGAUCGAGGAGUUCCUCCACAAUCAGAUAUCACUACGUUAACAUUUGUUGUAACAGGUGAAAAUAUGUACAGUCCUAAGUUUACUGCAUUAAGUUAUCAAGUAAUUGUACCUGAAAAUGAACCUAUUGGAUCUUCCAUCCUGACAAUAAAAGCGAGCGAUGAAGACGAUGGACCUAAUGGUAUAGUUCGAUAUGCAAUAUCAUCUGGAAAUACAGAUAAAGAAUUUCAGAUACAUCCUAUUACAGGAACGAUUAGUAUCCUCCGUUCUUUAGAUUAUGACACAAUACAAGAAUAUCGAUUAAAUAUAACUGCUAAAGAUUUAGGAUUCAAAUCUAAAGAAACAACCGCUACUUUGACAAUAAUUUUAACAGAUAUAAACGACAAUGCUCCUCUUUUUAACCAAACUCAUUAUGCAUCAUAUUUACCAGAAAAUUCUCCUGUUAAUAGUUUUAUAUUUAAAGUCACGGCUGUGGAUAUUGAUUCACCAAAAAAUGCAAUUAUCAAGUAUUUUAUAAAAAAUUCUAUGACAUCACUAUUUCGAAUAGAUUCAAAUACAGGGGAAAUUUUUUCUAAAGAAAUAUUUGAUUACGAAGAAAAGACAUCGUACAGUUUACAAAUAUUGGCGGAAAACCCCGAUUCUAUUAUGCAAAGUUUUACUGAAGUAGUUGUACAAAUAACAGGUGUCAAUGAAUAUUUCCCUAAAUUUAUACAACCUGUAUUUCAUUUUGAUGUAUCAGAAUCAGCUGAAGUGGGUACAAAUGUAGGAGUUAUCAAAGCAACAGAUCAAGACAGUGGAGAUGAUGGUGUAAUUUACUAUCUCUUUGUUGGUUCCAGCAAUGAUAAAGGUUUUAGUAUUAAUUCACAAACCGGAGUAAUAAGAGUUGCCCGAUACUUAGACAGAGAAACUCAAAAUAGAGUAGUACUAACUGUAUUAGCUAAAAACUCUGGUGGAAUUCAUGGGAAUGAUACUGACGAAGCACAAGUAAUUAUAUCUAUUCAAGAUGGAAAUGAUCCACCUGAAUUCUUGGUUCAUUUUUAUGAAGCAAAUGUUUCUGAAGGGGCAGAUAUAGGUCAGACAGUAAUUCAAGUAAAAGCUGUAGAUAAAGAUGUUCGUCCACAGAAUAAUCAAUUUAGUUUUUCAAUAAUUGGAGGUAAUAGUAAUCAAGAUUUUAAAAUAGAUCCACAAACAGGAGAAAUUGAAGUUGCACGUCAUUUAGAUAGAGAAACAAUGUCAACAUAUUCAUUAAUAGUUGGUGCUAUUGAUACUGGCUUUCCUCCUCAAACUGGCACUGCUACAGUAAAAAUAACUUUAACAGAUAUUAACGAUAAUGGUCCUAUAUUUGAUAUAGCAAAUUUUGAAGGCAUGGUAUAUGAAAAUGAACCACCUAAUACAAGUAUUACAACAUUAUCAGCAAAAGAUCCAGAUUUACCUCCAAAUGGAGCUCCUUUCACUUACUCGAUUAUUGGAGGCAAGCAUCAAAGUUACGUUAAAGUCCACAAACAUACUGGAGUUCUUUUAACGACUAGAAAAAUAGAUCGAGAAUUAACACCAAAUUUGGAAAUUAUAAUCCAAAUUGAAGACAGUGGCGUUCCAGUAAUGAAAUCAAAUUUCACUAUUUUUAUAAAAAUUUUAGAUAGAAAUGAUAAUCCUCCAACAUCGAGAUCAGUACACAUUCUCGUUUAUGCUUUCAAUAAUAAAGUUCCGAAUGAAAAAAUAGCUGAUGUCAAACCAAACGAUCCAGAUAUUGUCGGUGAUUAUAAAUGCAAAAUAAUCAAAGAGUCUACUACUGAAAAUACUCUUAAUCUUUUAAAUAUUAGAAAAGGAUGUGAUCUUUAUACCACUGCUGUAAGACCUGGACAAGGAUAUUCAUUUUCUGUAUUAGGCAAUGAUGGUAAACAUAGAGAUGUUAUAUCUUCAGUUAGUGUCGAAUAUUUUUCUUUUGAUAAUUCUACAAUUGUACAAUCUGUGACAAUGAAAAUUAUAAACAUGACUUCAACAGAAUUUCUUUCACAUUAUUACCGUAGCCUACUUGAAACUUUGAAGACAGGACUUCAAAACAAAGAAAGCAUUUAUUUGUAUAGUAUAAACGAAGUAACUAGAAAUUUGGAUUUGACUCUAGUAUCUAAAGGUAAUAAUUCAAUAUUUAAAAGAGAAAAUACAGAAAAGUAUUUAAAAUCCAAACAAGGAGAAAUAUCCAAAUUAUUAAAACGUCAAAUAAUUGUCCCGUAUUUUCCAUGUGCUUCUCAUCAAUGCAUGAAUGGCGGCCUUUGUACAGAUUCUAUUAGAGUACUAGAAGAAACCAAAAUAACGGAAAGUUCUACAUUAAUACUUGCAUCGCCAUUAAUAAAUCACGAAUAUAAAUGUCUCUGUAGCGAUGGAUUUAUUGGAAGUAACUGUGAGAAGAGACAAGACCCAUGUUCUCCAAAUCCAUGUCGUUUUGGUGGACAAUGCCGAAAACAAGGACAUGACUUUAUUUGCAAUUGCCCGACACGACGAGAAGGAAAAACAUGUGAAAUAGAAAGAGAUGACGUCUGUAAUAAUAAUCCAUGUAAAAAUGGUGGAUCUUGUAAAGAAAGUGCCGAUAGAAAUUCAUUCUUUUGUCUCUGUCGUCCUGGUUAUCGUGGGAAUCAGUGUGAAGCAUUAGUGGAUUCAUGUAGGCCUAAUCCAUGUUUACAUGGAGGUAUAUGUAUAAGUUUAAAACCUGGAUAUAAAUGUAGUUGUACAAAUGGCCGCUAUGGUACACAUUGUGAAAGUGCAACAUUUGGAUUUAAUGAAUUAUCAUUUAUGCAGUUCCCAGCACUGGAUGCUUCAACUAAUGAUAUUACUAUUAUAUUUGCUACUACUAAACCUGACGCAUUAUUACUUUAUAAUUACGGCAUUCAAACAGGUGGAAGAUCAGACUUUAUUGCUAUUGAAUUACUGGGAGGAAAACCAGUGUUUUCCUUUGGUGGAUCAAGAACAUCAAUAACAACUGUAGCUAUAACCAACUCUAAUAAAAACCUAGCAGAUGGCGAAUGGUAUAAACUAACUGCCACCAGAAAUGGUCGUGUUAUUUCAUUAAGCAUUGCAUCCUGUACUGAUCAUGGCGAUGUUUGUACAGAAUGUGAACCUGGAGAUGACACUUGCUAUGAUGACGAUACUGGACAGGCAGGAACCCUGAAUUUCAACAACGAACCAUUGCUUAUCGGUGGACUUCACAAAGCAGACCCAGUGCUGGAACGUCCGGGUCAAAUACAUUCUGAUGAUUUCGUUGGCUGUAUGCAUAGUAUUUCAAUCAAUGGCCGUUUAUUGAACAUGUCAAAUCCAUUACAUGCACGGGGUGUUGAUAAUAAUUGUCAGCGGUUGGAAAGAGGAGCAUGUUACAAAAGGGAUACUUGUAAAGAUGGAGAAUGCCUCGAUAAAUGGAAAACGAAUUACUGUAAAUGUGAUGGAAUUUUCAUAUCUCCAGACUGUAGUUUUUCUCUCCAGUCUAUCUCCGUCAAUGAAAAUGGCUUUAUUUCUUUUGUAGUAUCAGAAAAACAUAGAAGAAUGCAAUUACUUGAAAAUUUUUAUGGUGGAAAUACUGGAUGGGAUAAGAAAAUUAGUAGAUCACUUAGCAAGACUGUUAUUAAAUUAAAUAGUCCAGCAAAAAGUUUAUCAUUUUCAUUUCGAACACACAAAAAAGACGGAAUUCUAUUUUAUGCUGCGACAGAUAAAUAUUACACAUUAAUUGAAUUACUGGAAGGAAAAGUAAGCUAUACAUCGAAACAAAAUACAAUAGUAAACAUGACACAAGUUGAGCAAAGUGAUGUUUCUGAUGGUAUCUGGCAUAACAUCACAUUAUUCUCACUCGGUAGAAGUAUACGUUUAAUUGUAGAUGGCAAAAACGUUGGCGAAGAAUUAGAUUCUGCUGGUGUUCAUGACUUUUUAGACCCCUACCUCACUAUUAUAUCUUUAGGAGGAAUUAGGACAGAAUGGUUGUCGCUAACUAGUUAUAACAAAUUUGAAGGUUGUUUGGCAAAUUUUUCCAUAAAUAAUGAAAUACAACCAUUUUCUGGAAAUGGAAGCAUAUUCAAAGAAACGUUGCGUAAAGGAAAAAUACUAUCAGGAUGCCAAAAUGCAUUUGGAGCAGGUUUAACUCCAAAUCCUGAUCCACUUAGCAUUGGAAUAACUCUUGUAAUAGUAUUUUUUAUCAUAUUAAUAGUCGCUAUAUUGGUUUCAUUUAUUUUCUUCCGUCUUCGAAAGCAGAAAAAAGAAAAAGGCAAUGCUCCCACGAAUAAAAGUAACAUGGUUCAUUCUAAGCAAAAUGGUGGACCUGCAAUGUUAAAUGCUCCAAAUUUGAUAGCAGGAACAAAUGACAGUAUAAUGGGCCGAAAUUUACAUAACAAUGAUACAAGUUUAAGUAACUAUAUUCCUGAAAAUGUACAUCAUAUUGUUGGUCCUGAACUUUUAUCAAAAAAAUACAAAGACAGAGAUAUUAUGAAUAUCGAUCCUCCCAGACCGCAACGUCCUGAUAUUAUAGAACGUGAAGUGGUUGGAAAAAGUCCAGCUUUAAGAGAAGAUCAUCACCCACCACCACCACCUUCUACAAAUACAUCACAUCACACUCAUGAACAUCCAAAUGGUAUGGAUUUAAAUUCAGAAGUACCCGAACAUUACGAUCUUGAAAAUGCAAGUUCUAUAGCACCCUCUGAUAUUGAUAUUGUAUAUCACUACAAAGGAUUUCGUGAAGCUGCAGGCGUACGAAAAUAUAAAGCAACUCCUCCUCCGGUUACUGGAUAUCACCACAAACAUCAAACUCCCCAACACAGACAUUCACCACAUCAUCCUAGUGGAUAUCCACCAAGAGUAAUUCCACAAUCUUCUCAACCACCUCCACAAACAAGACAACAUCAAACAACACCACUUGCCCGUUUAUCUCCCAGUAGCGAGCUUAGUCAACAGCCACGUAUACUAACUCUUCAUGAUAUAUCUGGAAAACCACUACAGAGUGCCUUAUUAGCUACAACAUCAAGUUCUGGUGGUGUCGGCAAGGACGCUUUGCAUAGCAACAGCGAGCGUAGUUUAAAUAGUCCCGUAAUGUCUCAGCUUAGUGGGCAGAGUUCUUCAGCUGGAAGAAAAACACCUAGUGCUACACCACAAGUUCCACAAGUAGUAUCUGUUGGAUCGGGAGCAGUCGGCUUGACAGCGGAGGAAAUAGAGAGAAUGAAUGCGAGACAACGAACUUCAAGUUUAGUUUCCACUUUAGAUGCUGUAUCUAGUUCAAGUGAGGCGCCGAGAGUUGGAGGAGUUGGUCAUCAUAUGUCACACAGACACCAUUCGCCACAAGAUGAUAAUAGAAGCUCGACUGGCUCCGAUGAUGAAAGUGGUAAUGAUAGCUUUACGUGUUCAGAAAUAGAAUAUGAUAAUAAUAGCAUAAAUGCCGAUAAAUCAGAUGAUGUAAGAAGGCAGAAUGUUAGUAGUGGAAGUAAUCCCAAAAAGCCUAUUUUACCACCUCCUUAUGAAAGCUUUGAUUCUUCAUUCCGAGGAUCAUUAAGUACUCUAGUCGCAUCGGAUGAUGACUUAGCUCCUCACGUUAGUUCUGCACUAUAUAGACAAGCUAAUGGAUCCCCUCCAUCAGGCACCAUUGGGUGGGAUUACUUAAAUUUAAUAAAUUGGGGUCAAAAUUUUGAAAGUAUGAUUGGUGUUUUCAAAGAUAUCGCAGAACUACCAGAUUCUGUAAACGGACGUAUGUCUUCUUCAUUAAGACUUCCUAAUGGCACGCCAAAACCGUCAGAAGAAUAUGUAUAAUUAUAGAAAUUUAUUGUAUAUAUUAGCUUUAAGAUUUGUACAUUUAUUGUUGUGAUCUUGUAUCAAGGUCUUUAGAUUCUUUCUUGCCAUAAAUUGUUACAAUUAUUGUAAUUAUUUCACGUGGAAUCUUUGUAUUAAAUAUGUUAAACUUUUUAACCUCGUUACGUGUACGUGAUGUUAAUACAAUAUGUAUAUAAAUAAAUAUUUUCUGUAAAUAUUUUAAUACAUUUCAACAUAACCAUUUUUUUAUCCAUACUCAAUAUUAACUUACCAAUGUUUGAAAACCAAUUAUUUCACUCUUUAUCACAUAACGGUUGUUGCAUUUCAGUUAGUGAUAAUUGUGAUUAUAUUGUAUUGUACAAAUUAGAGCUCUGUCUGUUGUAUUAAUAUAUAUUGUAUAAAAAUAUAGUGGUUAAUGUAUAUAAAGAAUACGCUUAUGUUAAGUAGGCAUAGUAAAUUAUUGUGAUCUUAACCCUAUAAGUAUAAUAAUUUUGCACAUUUCAAUAUUGUUUUAACAGUCGGAGCUCUUAAAAAUGUUCUACAAAUUAAACAUAUAUUCCGCCAUAUUACGUAGUGAACAAAGUGCCAAAAUGCAUAUUAUGUUCAACAGAACUGACUAAAUAUAAGUAUAUGGAAAUAAAUGUAAAUCAAUUA
This is a messenger RNA of Galleria mellonella (greater wax moth), 16030 nucleotides long. It is a transcript of the gene ft, whose product is annotated as cadherin-related tumor suppressor. The transcript has 9 exons. The coding region runs from base 389 to 15376 and encodes 4995 amino acids. The record is from RefSeq and is a predicted model, not a curated record. Gene Ontology annotation, biological process: homophilic cell-cell adhesion. Gene Ontology annotation, molecular function: calcium ion binding; cadherin binding. Gene Ontology annotation, cellular component: catenin complex; plasma membrane. NCBI's taxonomy places the organism in Eukaryota, Metazoa, Arthropoda, Insecta, Lepidoptera, Pyralidae.